This is a messenger RNA of Rotaria sp. Silwood2, 894 nucleotides long. The record is from the annotation of a GenBank genome assembly. NCBI's taxonomy places the organism in Eukaryota, Metazoa, Rotifera, Eurotatoria, Philodinida, Philodinidae.
AUGUAUCGAUUAUAUUUUUGCCGAUGGGCUUCAACAUUUUCAACUCGAUAUACGGCCAAAAACGAGCCUAUACUAGAGUACCGACGUGGUAGUAAGGAAGUCAAACAAUUGGAAGAGAGCCUUAAUGAAUACAAAUCAAAAUUGAAUCGUAUUCCUUGUAUUGUCGAUGGGAAAGAAGUUUGGACAAAUGCUGUUCAACGACAACUCCUUCCAUUCGAUCAUCGACACGUUCUUGCCGAAUAUUGUCUCGCAGAUCCCGCGCUUCUAGAAAGAGCAAUUGAGAGUGGAGUCAAAAAUCGAUCUAACUGGGAACUGAUGCCGGUCGAACAACGAGCCAAUAUUUUUCUCAAAGCAGCCGAUCUUGCUUCCGAUUUAAAAUGGCGUUCUCGACUUCUGGCUACGACAAUGCUCGGUCAAGGUAAAACAAUUUUCCAAGCCGAAAUCGAUGCUGCCUGUGAAGUGAUCGAUUUCUGGCGCUUCAACGUACAAUAUCUCGCAUCUGCCCUUUCCUAUUCGCCAAUAAGCACUCGUGAUUCAGAAAACACCUAUAUUCAACGAGGUCUCGAAGGUUUUGUAGCUGCAGUUUCCCCAUUCAACUUUACUGCCAUCGGUGCUAAUCUUGCUUCAUCACCGGCUCUCAUGGGCAAUACGGUCCUAUGGAAAUCAGCCAAUACAGCUGUACUAUCCAAUUAUGUGGUCUAUAAAAUUCUCGAAGAAGCUGGACUUCCACCAGGUGUUAUUCAGUUCGUGCCAUCGAAAGGUGGAGAUUUCGGGCGAGCAAUUACCCGAUCACCCCAUCUAGCAGCAAUUACAUUCACGGGUAGCACAGACACGUUCAAGGUAGAAAAAAAAUUUCGAUUAUCUUUUUUCUUUCAUCGAGAUACGAUAUUCUAA